Molecule: messenger RNA, 2263 nt
Organism: Andrographis paniculata
Lineage: Eukaryota; Viridiplantae; Streptophyta; Magnoliopsida; Lamiales; Acanthaceae
Product: protein ROOT HAIR SPECIFIC 17-like
Exons: 12
Coding region: 99-2015 (638 amino acids)
Source: RefSeq, a predicted model, not a curated record
CCUCCAGUCGCCAAUUGGUUUCAUCUCCUCCUUCUUCUCUCUCUCUCUCCCUCUCUGCUAUUUAUAUUGAUCCAGAGAGCAAUGUGCCUAUUAGCAGUAUGGCGGCAAGGAAGAAGUGGCACCGGGAUGACGACGACGACGAUGAUGGGGAGCUGCUUGGCUUCCAGAUUUUACACUGUCUUAUAUUCCGCCAUCAUCACCAUUAUCAUCAUCCACAAAGCCGGUGCCGCCGAAGCCGCCGCCGCAGUCUCCUUCGCCUCCACGGCUACCUCCUCCCUCUCCUCUUCGCACUCUCCGCUUCUUUCCUUAUCCUCUUUGCGAUUCUUUUGUUCUUCGCUCCAUCGGUUUCUAUUCCCAUUCCUCUCAACAGAUCGGUUACUGCUGCUACUCAUGGAAUGGAGGCUGGCAUGAUUGUUGAGAAUAAUAGAUAUGCGUUUCGCAUUCCGACGACGACGACGAGUGGCCGGAGGUUGUGGUCUACUUUCAGCAAUUCAUCCAGUUCGUUUCAUGGAUGCAGCGAUGCCAGCUCUGACUUUUCAAAAAGGAGGAUGAAUACAGAGGAGUCCAAUAGGUUCCUGUUGAUUGCGACUAGUGGUGGCUUGAAUCAACAGAGAAUAGGAAUAGUGGAUGCUGUUGUCGCAGCCUAUAUCUUGAAUGCCACCCUGGUGGUGCCUAAGCUGGACCAAAAGUCAUUCUGGAAGGAUGACAGCAACUUCUCAGAUAUCUUUAAUCUGGAUUGGUUCAUAUCUUCCCUCUCCACUGAUGUCAAGAUUGUGCAGCAGCUUCCAGAAAAGGCGAGGAAAUUCACAACCACUCGGCCUCCAAGGAAAUGCAAUCAAACUUGUUAUGAAACUCGAAUCCUUCCCCUCUAUCACAAAAAGCGCGUGCAAACUCUUCACCUCACCAAGUUUGAUUACAGAUUGUCGAAUCGACUCGAUGAGGACCUGCAGAAACUCAGAUGUAGAGCUAAUUAUCAUGCUCUGCACUUCACCGAUCCUAUAGUCCAGAUGGCAACUAAACUAGUUGAAAGAAUGAGAAUGAAGAGCAACCAUUUCCUUGCCUUGCACUUGAGAUUCGAACCGGAUAUGCUAGCAUUCACUGGAUGCUAUUACGGUGGGGGAUCAAGAGAAAUUGAAGAGCUAGGAAAGUUACGAAAGAGAUGGAAAACCUUACAUAAAAAGAAUCCUGAGAGAGAAAGAAGGCGUGGGAAGUGCCCACUAAGCCCAGAGGAAGCGGGGCUGAUGCUAAGAGCAUUGGGUUACAGCAAUGACGUGCACAUAUAUGUUGCAUCUGGGGAGGUAUAUGGAGGCGAGGAGACACUAGCACCACUGAGGGCACUCUUCCCAAAUUUACAUUCCAAAGACACAUUAGCCAGCAAGGAAGAGCUAGCACCAUUUGCAGCCUUCUCAUCCCGGAUGGCUGCAUUAGACUUCAUCGUCUGUGAUGAAAGCGACGUCUUCGUCACCAAUAACAACGGCAACAUGGCUAAGAUACUUGCUGGGAAAAGAAGAUACUUUGGUCACAAACCAACCAUCAGACCAAAUGCCAAGAAACUCCAACGGUUGUUCCCUGAUCGAGAAAAGAUGACAUGGCAAGAAUUUGCAUUGCAGGUGGAGACAGCCCAAAUUGGGUUCAUGGGAGAGCCAAACGAGGUGAAGCCCGGCACGGGAGUCUUCUACGAGCACCCACUGUCAUGCAUAUGCCAACAAAACUCCAUUGUUGAUCCCAGUCACGAUCAUGAGGUCGACUCAACUCCCCAAACCUCCAGUAACGAUUCUACUACUCUGGGUGGCUGGGAUUGGGAACAUGACGGUGACAGUGACAACGACAGUAAUGAAGUAGGCUAUGAAGGGAUGUCAGAGGAGGAACAAGAAUUGUUCGAUGCAGAGAAUGCAUUGGAGGACAGGGACAGGGACGACAAUGGCAGUACAUACACACAACACACAUAUGCCCAUAGUUUCGGAGUUGGUCUGGUCUGGUCUGUUGCGUUGAUCGAGUAUUCUUGGGUCCUCUAGUAAUAUAAUUCGAGUAAAUUUUCAUCAAACCUAAUAUCAGUAUACUGGAGUAUUAGGCAAGUCUCAAGCACCCUACGAAUAGCAUCACGACACGUGGAUGUAGUAGAUAAAAUGAAUGAGCUGAGGUGGCAUCGGAAGCGACCACAGACCAGCCUACAGUACACAGACGUGGGCACAGCACAGUGAUCCAAACGUGGCAUCCGCCGCAUCUGUUGUUGUUCCCUCCUCGCUUCUCAACACCCAACUAA